AUGCAUGGCGAUGAAUCUUCUGCAGAUGCAGCUUUGUCUCACGAGCAGGAAAUCCGUCGAGAGGUGUUCGCAUCAUUGGACAAGAUCAUUCAAGAAAUGACGACUCGAUUCCAGCAAAUUCAAGAAAUAUCGGACAAGUUCGGAUUUUUGAUGCCAGCAAAACUUUUGGACAGCAAGUUCGAGUGUGAUCUUUCCCAUGUAUUAGAAGACAUCGACAAGGACGAGUUUCAGAUGGAGCGGAAGCGUCUCCAGCAAUUUAUUGCCUGUUCUGAAUCAGAGGAAGAUAUAAGUGGUAAAGGACCACUGGAGCUCCUCCAGUUCAUUCAAAAACUGAAUCUCGGAAUUUCGGUUCCAAAUAUAGUCAUCUUGAUUCGUAUAUAUUUGACUUUGGCGAUUAGUGUGGCAAGCUGUGAGAAAAGUUUUUCGAAGUUGAAGCUAAUAAAAAAUUACCUCAGAUCUACUAUGAGCUCCGCUAGAUUAUCAAACUUGGCUAUAUUGUCGAUUGAACAAGAAUUGGCUGCUAAUAUUGAUUUUGACAAAGUUAUUUCUGACUUCGCUGCUCAUAAGGCUCGUAGAAUCCGCUUGUAA
This is a messenger RNA of Trichoplusia ni (cabbage looper), 588 nucleotides long. RefSeq lists its product as uncharacterized. Bases 1 to 588 code for a protein of 195 amino acids. The transcript has a single exon. The record is from RefSeq and is a predicted model, not a curated record. Lineage: Eukaryota; Metazoa; Arthropoda; Insecta; Lepidoptera; Noctuidae. Gene Ontology annotation, molecular function: protein dimerization activity.